UAAGGUUGAGCCACUUUUGAAACGCACCCGGUAUAGUUGUCUUCUUCAUAAGAAAAACCCGAAGUAAGCUAGUGUAAGUUAUCUAUUAAUUUGCGUUGAAAUAAUGAGCCUCUUAUCUCAAUGGAAUUGGUGAUUGACUUACACUGAAUAUAUAAUGACUUCUGAACCCGCAAUGUAUACACAUACAUAUAUAAUGGAAAGUCUGCCAAGGACAGUGAAAAUGUGACACACUGAAAUAUAUGCCAUGCAAUAUAGUGAAUUUCAAUAAUAUAUUUUGAAAUGGACGUUUUUAUAAAAUAUUUCCAUAAACAAUUUGCUAUUUUAUUAAUUUUGAGAAAGUCACAAAGUUUACAGAAUAAAUAUAAAUUUCUGUGUAAACUUUGGUAUCCAUAUACAUAAUCAAGAGUAUAAUACGUAGUUACAUAAAAAAGAUACAGCAUUUCAAAAAAGUACACUAAUGAAAAAAAUUUGAAUCACCCUGUAUAUGAAAAUAUUUUAACUUUUUUCCUUUUCAUUUUGAGAAUGGCUUAUUAGUAACAGUUAGUAAUUAGAUAUACUUGGAUAUAUUUUUAUGUAUCAAUUUAAGUCAAAGUCCAUAGUCAAAGUGGAUUAGAAAUAUAUUUUAUACAAACGUUAGUAGAAAAAAAAGUAGAAAUACACAUAAUUCGUUUAGUCUACUAUGGUUUACUACAAUCCUCGCUAACUAGUGAACCCGUGGUUGUUUAUAACUUAUGUUUAUAAUUUUAAUAACACAAAAGCACAAAAUAAAAGUACUGUAUUGGAUAUUCUAUUAUAUUAUGGUCGAAUGGCCCUGGCAGCCCGGGCCGUUAAACUAAAGUAAUGCCUAGAAGAUUUUGUUUCUAACCCAAUUUAUUCCGACUUUUGACAACUUCAGAAAGUAUUGACUUUUUAAUGACUCAUAUGUUAUCUUUUACAACAGAAAGUUUAUAAUUUUAUUAUAAAUUUAAAUACCUACUUCAAGAACAUAUUCUUUAUUAAACAAGUUAUAUGUUUGAAACCGAAAUUAACACAAUGUCGGGUAAAACCACAAUAAAGGGUAACCCAUCCCAAUACGUAAAAUUAAAUGUUGGAGGCUGUUUGCAUUAUACUACUAUAGGAACCCUAACUAAACAUGACACAAUGUUAAGAGCAAUGUUUAGCGGUAGAAUGGAAGUUCUCUCAGAUUCUGAUGGAUGGAUUUUAAUCGAUAGAUGUGGAAAGCAUUUUGGUACAAUCCUCAACUUUUUGCGCGAUGGGAGUGUGCCUUUGCCUGAAUCUAGUCGUGAUAUUGCUGAAUUAUUAGCAGAAGCUAAAUACUAUUGCAUUGCUGAAUUGGCAGAAUGUUGUAAUAAAGCAUUACAGAAAAAAGAAAAAGGGGAGCAUGAACCCUUGUGUGUGGUUCCUUUGAUUACAUCAGUUAAAGAAGAAGAAACACUAAUUAGUUCAAAUUCUACUAAACCUGCUAUAAAAUUGUUAAUUAAUCGUCAUAAUAACAAAUACUCGUACACUUCAACGUCUGAUGAUAAUUUGCUCAAAAAUAUUGAACUUUUUGAUAAACUUUCCUUAUGGUAUAGUAACAGGGUUAUGUUUUUGAAAGAUGUUAUCAGUACUAGUGAGAUUUGUUGUUGGGUAUUUUAUGGGCAUGGAAAGAAGGUGUCUGAAGUUUGUUGUACAUCAAUUGUUUAUGCCACAGAUAAAAAACAUACUAAAGUUGAAUGUCCUGAAGCUCGUAUUUAUGAAGAAACUUUAAAUAUUUUAUUAUAUGAGAAUAGGAAUGCUCCAAAUCAGGAAUUAAUGCAAGCAACUUCUACUAGAGCUGCUGUCAGUGGAAUGUCUUCAUAUACUAGUGAUGAAGAAGAGGAACGAUCAGGUAUUGAACGGUUAAGAUCCAAUAAGAGUAGUAACACUAGCUGAUUUAGAAAGAGCAGAUCUCUUACAAGAUCUAUUAAAGACUAAUUAUCAUAUUUUAAAAUAUUCUAUAAAGCUGUUGUGAAGUAGUUGUGAUGGCUAUCUUAAGAUUUUUUGUUUUUAAAUUUCAAGGUUUUCAGAAUUUGUCUUUUUAAGUAUUUAUAGUUAAAUAUUGUCCAGCUAAUUAAAAUAUGUAUUACGUUUAUUUUGAAGAAAAACUUGAUUUUAUUUAAAGUUGAUUAUUCGAUAAACAUCUUUUGUACAUACUUAUCUACUUUCUAAACUUAAAUUUAAAGAUUUUAAUUUUUAACUUAUUCAAAUUAAGUUUCAGUAUUAUGUAAGGGAACAAAAACAUUUUAGUUAUUAAUGUAGAUAAAAAUACCUCGACAAUAGUUAUGCAUGGAUUAUAUAUUUUUUUGAAUUUAUAAUAUAGUGUGUUCAAUGUCUUAAUAGGAUUUCUGUCUAAUGAAUGUCUUUUAACAUACAAUCUUACAUUUAUAUUAAACAAUUUUAUAUCUGUGCUAAAAUUUAAGUUGUGAGCCAAUAGUUAAACAAGGUUGCAAGUCAUACAUUUUAUUUAUAUGUUAUUUAAAGUCAAACUACAUGUCUAUGUGUUAAAGUCUCAGGCACUCAAUGUAAUUUCAGCUUAUGUACAUUAUUCAUUACCAGAGUGAAUUAAAACUAAAAAUAAAUGAUAACUUAUAUAACUUUUAAAAAACA
This is a messenger RNA of Sitophilus oryzae (rice weevil), 2628 nucleotides long. RefSeq names its product BTB/POZ domain-containing adapter for CUL3-mediated RhoA degradation protein 3. The record is from RefSeq and is a predicted model, not a curated record. NCBI's taxonomy places the organism in Eukaryota, Metazoa, Arthropoda, Insecta, Coleoptera, Curculionidae. The coding region runs from base 1009 to 1914 and encodes 301 amino acids. Gene Ontology annotation, molecular function: protein binding. The transcript is spliced from 4 exons. Gene Ontology annotation, biological process: protein homooligomerization.